UCCGCCUCUCUAGUCCGCCUUGUUUCCUGCCAUCUAUGCUGCUCUGUCAGUGCUCGGACGUUGCGUUAAGGUGCGGAUCCGAGUCUCGCUCUUGGGGAAAUUUGAGUAAAGUCAGACGACAUAUACGUCUUCAAAGGACAGUAACCGACCAUUUACAUUGAGACGCCAGACAUUUUAUCGCCUGUGUGCAUUGUAACUACAGUAAAAUGGAUCCAACGACUCAAUCCGCCCAGAUAUCUUCGUCGCAAGGGCUCGCCGAUGGACAGAAUUCUGCUAAAGAAUCAAAGCUAUCCGAUUCCUUUCUUUCCUCUUCGCCUGUAUCUCUCAUUCAGUCUCCUCAAGACGAAAGAGUCAUCCUGGGCUCCGACAAGCCCUGCGAAGGAGUUGCGACAUCCCUCCGCUUUCCUUCUCAACCUGGCUCAUUCACCCCUGAUAAUUACGGGAGUGAAGCGGGGCCGCCGGAUGGACAGCUGGAUUCGCCGAUAAUAUCUCCUGUGUCAGAGCGAAUAAAGGCACUGGAAGCUCUUGCUGCCAAAAAGAAGGAACCUGAUUUUAGAAGCGAUGGAGGGUUCUCUCACUUCAGAGACCGCCACCAUGAAAAAUCUCCCACUGACGCCCCCAAAUCUCCCACUGACGCCCCCAGACUUUCCACUGACGCCCCCAAAUCUCACGCUGAGACCCCCAAAUCUUCCACUGAUAAAAUGACACCAACUGUCCAGAAAAGAGAGUGUUCAGUUGAUCAGGAGUCACCAGAAUCCCCCUUUGAAGUACUUGGAGAUUUAAGGCAAGUGAAUGAAUCUGAAGAAACCGAAGAGUGGAUGAAGACUCAUUUACCUCCUGUGACAGACUUUGAUGCUGUAGAUUUAAUUGAAGGCAUGCUGACUUCUGAGAAUGUUGCAUCAAAGGAGGAGAAGGGGACUUGCAUAGUUAUACCUGAUGCUCCUGCUGCCUUUGCUGGUGUCCCUGCUGCUUUCAUGGAUUUUCCUGCUGAAGCUCCAAAACUGAAGGAUGAAUUCAUUGAUGCACAGAAGCAGUCAAGUGUUGAGGAAGAGUCUGAGUUUGACCUAAGCUUUUUGCCAACAGCCUACAUGUGGGAUCAGCAGGAAAAAGCAGGUGCCCAGGCUACAUCAAAUCUUAAUUCGGUGCUUCCAGCUUCGCCUGCACCUCCUUCCGGCUUUGACUCCCCAUCUCCUCCUGUCAGUCCACCAGUUGGCACGGAUGUUAAACACAAUGUUUCAGAUGACAAGAAGACCAUGUGGACCGGCGAUCUGGAGCCCCCAGAGGCAAGCGAAGCUGACAGUUCAGGAGAGUCAGACGACACUGUCAUUGAAGAUAGUGUCACUCUUCCUGCAUCUGUUCUUCCUGCAUCUUCUGAUCCAGCAGUUUCAAAUGAUCCUAUCCCUGCUCCUGCAAAUCCCAGUCUUACCACUGAGGAAAAUGAGCCUCCUCCACCAAAGUCUGAGAGGAAGCUAAUGCAGGUUCCUACAAUAAAUGUUAUUGAGACAGACGAGCCGAAUUACAGUGAAGAGGAGAUGGAAAUGGAGCUCGAAGAUGAGGAUUAUGAAGCUGUAAAAGACCUUGCUAGAGGAGCUUCAAAAACCCCAGAGCCAGAUGACGGUAAAAAAGAACCACCCAAAACACGCCCCUUAGAAACAGAAUUCAUGGAAGGCUACUCUCCUCCAUCCUCACCUGUGGAUUCUGAUGCUGAAUACUCUCCUAAACACAACAUACUCAAAUCUCUUCCUGAAAUAGUACAUCAGGAAUCUGCAUCAAAACCUGAGGCCCAAUCCAAUCAAGCUAAAUCUGAAAAAUCACAGACUACCUCCAGGAAAGUAAAGGAUGAAGUUUCCCCUUUCAUACUCUCAAAUGAAGAACCGGACUUCCCAGAAAAUGAUGACGAGUGGUCGAAUGAAGCACAAGAGAUCCUGGUCAAACCUUGCAAAACUGGUCUUGCGUUCAUGGAAACAACUCCUUAUACUCAAUCCAAGGUGGAUGAAAAGAGCAACACAGCUGCAAAAGAUGCUUACAUGGAGACGACUUCCCGUUCUAAAACUAGCUUCAUGCAAGAUGAUAUAUAUGACAGACAAUCAUUUGAUUAUGAUGCAUCCUCUCCCUUGGAUGAUAUUGAUGACAAAGGGUUAGACAAUGCUAAGCAGCGGUUUCUUUCUGAUCCUUCUCAAAUCCUCAUUGAACCACUGAAUGCAAGGAGUCAAAAUCUGGACGAUUUCACUUCAGUGAAUGAUGAUGAAGCCUUCCCCAAGCCAGUUGGUCAGCCAUCUCUAAGAGAAUAUCCCCAAGAUCCAUAUUCCUCUUUCCAAAGUGAGACACUAAGCGGCGUCAAUGAGCAAUUUUUCAUUCAGAAAAUGACCAUUGGUGUUGUUACAGAUAACAUGGCAAAUAGCAACUCCUUACCACCACAGAAAACUGCCUCAAAGAUCCAGCCGGACACUAAACCAGGUCACCAUACACCUAACUCAACAAGCAACACAGACAGCAUUGCCCCUGGCAGCUCAAUGUCUGAGCCUACAGAUAGCUUUGUGGAGUUCAUGCGAGAGUGCCUGAAAUCAAGGCAGGAUGAAGAACCUGACAACGCGCACCAAGCUGUCUCUUCCAAUAACAAGUUGUGCAAAACCGGUAUGUCUCCUUCCCAGUCCCCUCCAACCAUGGUGAUGGAUCUUGAACAAGAACGGCUUACUAUCAACGCUCUCAAAGAGUUAGGCAGCAGUCAAGAAGAGGAGGUGGAGCCUCUCCAGUUGAUGGUUCCUGACCAGAGCAAAGCUAACCCCAGCGUGACAUCUACAAAGCAGUCUUCAUUUGCCGCAGUUCCCAAUCCUCCAUGUUCCCAAAGCAACCAUGUGUUUGACAGCACGUAUUCCAAAGAGGUAGAAGCCAUCGACGAAUGGGUGGCUGAAGCCUAUCAUCUUGCUGAGCAUGUCUUGACAGCAAUACUAACCCACUUAUCAGUUAAGGAUCUGAUCUACUGGCGGGACCCCAAGAAGUCUGGCUUGGUGUUCGGGCUGUCCCUGCUGCUGCUGCUGUCGCUGGCAGCCUUCAGCUUCAUCAGCGUGGCCUCCUACCUCCUGCUGGCCCUGCUCUGUGUCACCAUCACAUUCCGCAUCUACAAGUGCGUCGUCCAGGCAGUGCAGAAGUCCAGCGAUGGACACCCCUUCAAAACACUGAUAGAUAAGGAUGUCAGCAUCCCACCAGAGAUUUUCCGCAAGCAUGUGGACUUCAGUCUGACACACAUCAACCGAGCCCUGAAGCAAAUGAGCCGCCUCUUCCUGGUCGAGGACCUCGUGGACUCCCUGAAGCUGGCUGUGGUCAUGUGGCUGUUCACCUAUGUAGGAGCCGUCUUCAAUGGAAUCACCAUUCUCAUCCUGGCUGACAUCCUGCUCUUCGCUGUGCCUCCCGUCUACGAGAAGAACAAGAGCCAGAUCGAUCAGUACAUCGACGUGAUACGCACUCGAGUCAACACCACAAUGGCCAAGUUGCAAGAGAAACUUCCUGGAGCUGUGAAGCGCAGCAAAACUGAAUGAUCAACCUCCCCCAAUUAGAAGCUUCCACGUCACCAUCAUCCUCAUCUCCAUUUCCAUCUUAGAGCCCCCUUACCUUCUCCUACCCCUCUCCAGAUAACCCCCUGCCCCAAUCUAACUCCUCCCCCCCUACUCCAUCAACCAUCACCAUCGUACUACACUGAACCUUGCUAGGUAGAAAAUCUCUUGAGCUACUCGAUAUUCAAUGUAAAACUACUGCGCAGCUUAAAUUGCAAGCAUUAAAAAGAACUGUGCCUGUGCAGACAGGAAGCGUGUCGCUAGCGAGGAAGUGAUGUAGCGCCGCGGCGGAGCCCGACUUGUCUGCGCACGCAGGGUCGAGUGAACUAGACUGAAUCUAUGACCUGGUUUUGUCGUGUAGAGCGAGCAGGGGGUGGAUGAUGGCUGUCUACGUCACAAAAAAAAGCAAAUGUCUGUACUUAAAACCACACAUUUGCCUGAAGGCAAACGGAUCUUAUGAGAUGGAAAAGUAAAGAAAAGGAAAAGUGUCCAAAAAUAAAUAAAAAAAGUGUAAUAAAACAAAUGUUUUGGGUGUAAUUGUGGCUAGUCUUAUCCUGCUCUCUUGCUCUACAGCUGUUAAUAUGAGUUAAUUUCAGAGGCUGGUAACGGGUUUGCUGUUACUGAUCGGCCUGUUGGUGAGUUAGCCUCCAUUAGCCUCACAUGCACUUCUGUAUGUUUCUGCAAUGCACUGAACUUUUAUUUUUUCAAACCCACGAGCAGGUUGAAAUGGAAGCGUUGGAACACUGAGCCAGCUGUGAUAAUUUGGUCUAGUUCACCCUCUUGAUCAGAUGCAUUUUUUUGAACAGUUCUCUGUAUGUAAAUAUCCACCUGAAGACGACUACAGGCUCUCUCUGCUGUACGGAAAACAAGUUAGCCUCGCUUUUUAUAUCAAAGGAAAAGUUCCCUCACAGCAGCACUGCUUUUGUCGCACCUGUUCAGUGUUGAGGUAUCACAUUCACUUGUACAUUUUUAUUCUUCUUCUAACUGCUUAUUACUAUUAUUGAUAUUAAUUAUAUGAUUGCUGCUUUGACUCCCUAGUAGCUUGACGACGGCAUUGUAAAAGUUCUGUUAAGUGUCAUUGAGCUUCGUUUUAAACUGGUGUUUCAGAGGCCUCUCCAGAAAUAAUUCCAGAUUGUUCAUUAAGUUAAGAGAUUCUCUCUGAUGUUUUGUCACGCCCUUAAAUCUCAAAACGACUUCCCAGCUCACAAUUGGUGAGUUAGAAAAUCUACUGCUGAGCGGUUUUGAGUUCCAAAGCUGUGGAGUAUAGAAUGUGCCACCAGAAUAAAUAUCGACUUUCACCGUGAUUCAUUAAAAAGUCUGCUUUCUAACAUUCUCUGGAGCUUUGACGACAGAGAGAUGUGGCUAACAUAUGGCUGACAGCUCUGGAAAAUAAUAAUAAUAAAGUUCAAAUGUGUUUGUCCUUUUUUGUUGUUUUUGGGUGAAGAAUGAACUUUCACUUUUAAAUAUAAUCAAUUAAACUAAAUUAAAUGGAUAAAUUAAAGAUUAAGUUUUUGUAAUUGCUUUUUACAAUGUUUUUUUAAUUCGAAGUCUAGCUAUUCUUUUGGCACUUUUUAGACUCCAUACAAACCUCAGCAGUGACCCGAGAGGAAGUAAAAUAAGAUUAAGAGGUUGCGAUGUUGAAUAAAGAGUGUAGCUGGGGAUAUGGACGCGGUUUUGGUUUAAAGUGGUUAUUAUAGAGCUCAGUUUGUCACUUUGUUCCUUUUCUUUGACUGCCAUGAAGCGCAUGUCAUAGUGUAAGCUGGAAACAGAUUCCCACCCUUUUAUAUAGGCUAUCAUAUGCUCUACCCUGACUUUUGUUUAAUAUGAUUAUUACUUGUGACUGUUUCAAUGGUGUUUUUGAACUCGGUAAACCAUAGUCAUAUGUUGGCCACUGCUACGUCUCCAUAUUGUUUUAAGGGAUGAAUAUAUAGAAGGAAAUGAGUGUGUUCGUGUUGCUGUCCAGUUCACUGCGCCCCAAAUUAAGUUUGCACGGAGUCCCCUGAAUACUGAACAGCCUCUAAAUGCAGCAACUACCCAUUACUACUACUACUACGUCUGCCUGUGUACUGGAUGUUUUCUCUGGAACAUUCCUCCCUAUGCAUGCUCUCCGCUGUGUGGUCGCCUCACUCGUGUCUCGGUUGACCCCUCUAGCAUGCAGUCUCAUUCAGACUCUGGCGUUAAAGCCAAAAUAUGUAACAUUUCUGUUGUAGAUGCUAGUUGUUAGCCGCCCCCUCAAAUGGGCAGGUGUUGAUGAGCUGUCAACUCAACAGAUGCUGCUAACCUCAGGUUAGCAGCAUCUGUAAAGGCGCUAAAGAAGCAGACUUCAAGUGUGAGGAAGGGGGGUUAGGCCUGAAUACUGACACUGCUAAUGUAUUAUGCAUUCUGUUUAUUUGAAUGUGGAGAAGUUGCAUAUUGUAGCUUUAUGUUGUCAUCUAAAAGCUAAACUUCACGCAAGCUAAUGGAGCACAUUUGUAUUGGUUGACGUUUGUUCAGUUGAUUUAAAGGGCCAUUUCAACCAAAUUACAAAAGAACAUACUUGUCUCUGCCCGUCAUCCAGAAUUCGGAGAACUAAUGUUACAUUUAGAACUGUAGUUUUAUUUUUUUAUUUUAAGAUUUCUAAUGGGGUGUCAUUUGUGGUGCUCACAGCAUUGAAUUAUGAGUCUGGGACUAUUUCUUCUUUAAAACGUAGUUUCAAGGAAAACUGUUCACAAUGAGCAUUCCAUUGUGUUGUGGUGGAGGUGGGAAUCUGAGUCGCUGAUUCAAUCUACAAAUAUAUUUUUGGUUGAACUGACCCUUUAAUGUUCACCCAGCUACCCUCAGGCUGAACCAGCGUGACGCUAUGAACGUGAACUAGCUUCCCCAUAUGCAGCACCUUUAACUGUAGUUCAGGAGAGGCUGCGUUAGCUUGCUACAGCGCCACGGCUAAACGGAUCACUACUCCUCAGAUUCAUAGCUAGCUUAUUUCUUUAGAGUGUAAUAUAUAAAAUGAAUUAAACCUGUUCCCUCACAGCAUGUUGCUUUUCUCCUUUUCCUGUUCGUCCCUGUGUUUUUAUUGGGUAUGGCAGUGUGUGUGUGUGUGGCAGGAGUGUGUUUGACUUCUUUUUCUUUUCUUUUUUUGUGUCUGGAGAGUUUAGCUUUGGACUCUUUACUGGUGUCUAGAUGUUGUUCACUAACAUCAGCUCUGUUUUGUAUUAGCUAUGACUUUGGUUCUGAUUUUUGAAGCUUUGGGAAAGAUGUUGCAGGAAAAAAAGUAGAAAACUGUCAAAAAAAAUAAAAAAGUUUGUGGUCUCUGUACUGAUGUCAAAGUGAAAUUAAUAAAAACACGUCAAAGGAC
This is a messenger RNA of Anarrhichthys ocellatus (wolf-eel), 6885 nucleotides long. RefSeq names its product reticulon 3 (gene rtn3). Gene Ontology annotation, cellular component: endoplasmic reticulum membrane; neuron projection; postsynaptic density. The record is from RefSeq and is a predicted model, not a curated record. The coding region runs from base 207 to 3536 and encodes 1109 amino acids. NCBI's taxonomy places the organism in Eukaryota, Metazoa, Chordata, Actinopteri, Perciformes, Anarhichadidae. Gene Ontology annotation, biological process: brain development; endoplasmic reticulum tubular network formation; neuron differentiation. The transcript is spliced from 9 exons.